Messenger RNA from Acipenser ruthenus (sterlet), 2070 nucleotides. RefSeq names its product thiosulfate:glutathione sulfurtransferase. Gene Ontology annotation, cellular component: mitochondrion. Gene Ontology annotation, molecular function: thiosulfate-cyanide sulfurtransferase activity. The record is from RefSeq and is a predicted model, not a curated record. The transcript has 4 exons. Bases 88 to 606 code for a protein of 172 amino acids. Lineage: Eukaryota; Metazoa; Chordata; Actinopteri; Acipenseriformes; Acipenseridae.
GAGAUUACUGAAUGUUGGCUUUUGAACGGGAGCUACACACUACAGGAAGCGCGCUGAAGGACGGUCUGCAGAGGCGGCUUCUGAGUUAUGCUGAUUAAAGAUUAUAUUAAAUAUACUGUAAUGACAAUGUUGCUGUUAAGAAGAGUUGUUGUUGUGGCAGGGAGUUACGUUAGUAACCCUGCCGUCUCCUCCUGUAAGAACAAUCUCAAGCACCUGUGCAAUUUCAAGACCUCCUCUGCUGUAAUGGGACAGACCGUAUCUCAAGAUAAGGUAGUUUCCUAUGAGCAGCUGAAGAAGAUGCUGGAGAGCCACAACAUCCAGCUGUUUGAUGUGAGAAGCCUGGAGGAGUUCCAGGCAGGAAGGAUUCCGAGCUCCACCAACAUCCCCUUGGGUGAGCUGGAUCAAGCCUUGAAGAUGGAGUCCGAGACUUUUAAGAAGUUGUUUAAAGUAGAGAAACCUGAAAAGCAGGACAGCAACAUUGUCUUCCACUGCCAGUCAGGGAGGAGAAGUGCCACUGCCCUAGAAACUGCAGUGAACCUGGGAUACACCAAGGCUCAACAUUACGCUGGAGGCUACAGCGAAUGGUCCCAACGUGAGGGAAACUGACUUGGUCAUCAAGGAUUAUAAUAAUGGGGGUGUAUAUUGUAGCUUGAAUACUUUAUUUAAAAUCAAUUCCCAAUUAACAAGCACCCAAGUAUGUUGAGCUUUUGAGGUGUGUGACGUCCUCGGGGAUGUUUACUCAACACACGAGAGGACAGGGUUCAUUUUCACAUUAGUAGAGUAUUGGGAAUACAUUACUGUUUGCUUGACCUGUGGAGCUUAACCACAGCCAUUAUGCUGUUCCAAAUUCUGUUAUCCAGUGUUAAGUACUUCUUGUGAAUAACAAAAUCAUUGAGUUUGCAUGUAAACGUUUAAAGUAUCGCAGCUUCUAAGUGCUCUAAAUUAAUUUGUAUUGUUGCAAAUUAAUACAAAAAUAAAUUAACUUUUAAUCAGAGGAUUUAAUCAGAGGAACCAGUUACAAAACAUUUCUUAGUUUUAACCCCUUAAGGUACAUAAUGAAUUGAGCACUUGUUGUUCAAAUGGUUUCUUCUUCUUAAAAUACAUUUGAGAAUGACUCGGGUAUCACAAGGGAACUGAAAAUUUGGAUGAUCAGAUCCUACCUGCCAGUAAAUUUUAAACCUUGUUUCGUGCAAAAAUAAGAAAGUUAGCACCAUUUUAUUUGUGGGACACAUAUGUCUCUUGUACCUUAAAGGGUUAAACUGUAUAUGAUUUGUGUUGUAUGAUGGGUACUGUAUCGGAUCGUGCCUUAGCUGGAGUUUACAGUGUAGAAGACUAAUUAUAAAAUACAGUGUAAAUAGAAAAAAAAGAUCAGUCAAUCAUAUUUUAUUUUAUGAGUCACGAGAGAAUGAUUCUGAAAGGUAAAUAUAAUAAAGUUUCAAUAAUGUAAUGGGGGUUGUGUGGCUUUUAUCAUAAUGACUUUAUUUUUUGUUCUGAACCAAUUGUCAUAUAUUCUGUGAAGACAACAGAUGUUGUUAUCUGUGUGUAUAUUCCUGUUUGUUUUCAUUGCAUUUUUAAACACAAAGCAACUUUGACAACAUUUUCUAAAAAAAAUAAAUAUUCACAAACUAAUUUAUUCAAAAGUUGCCUGAAAGUUUCCUUUUCUUUCAUGGGCAUACAAAGUCAAGCAGCUGUUAAAGAUGGGUCACUUUAACCAUAAUGUACAGUAGAAGAAUGUCUUCUUGUUAUAAACAUCUAUCCUUAAGUAGUCUAUUAUUAUUAUUAUUAUUAUUUAUUUCUUAGCAAAUGCCCUUAUCCAGGGUGACUUACAAUUGUUACAAGAUAUCACAUUAUUUUUAUAUACAGUUACAUUAUUUUUUACACAUUAUUUUUACAUACAAUUACCCAUUUAUACAGUUGGGUUUUUACUGGAGCAAUCUAGGUAAAGUACCUUGCUCAAGGGUACAGCAGCAGUGACCCCCACCUAGGAUUGAACCCACAACCCUCCCAUCAAGAGUCCAGAGCCCUAACCACUACUCCACACUGCUGCCCAAGUCUAGUGAAGUCUGAACA